Messenger RNA from Populus nigra (black poplar), 546 nucleotides. RefSeq names its product pectinesterase inhibitor-like. Gene Ontology annotation, molecular function: pectinesterase inhibitor activity. Bases 1 to 546 code for a protein of 181 amino acids. NCBI's taxonomy places the organism in Eukaryota, Viridiplantae, Streptophyta, Magnoliopsida, Malpighiales, Salicaceae. Gene Ontology annotation, biological process: negative regulation of catalytic activity. The record is from RefSeq and is a predicted model, not a curated record. The transcript has a single exon.
AUGGCCUUUUCUCAUUGUUUCUCCCUAUUUGUUCCACUUCUAGUCAUCAUUCUCUUGACCAACCCUACCUUAAGUGAAGCCCAAGAUUCCCAAGAUUUAAUCGACGAAGUAUGUCGACAAAUGGAAGACUAUGGUUUCUGCAACAGGGUUUUUCAUGAGAACAUGAAAAGCUCCUCAAUAGACUAUGUUGGUCUCACAGCAAUAGCAAUGGACCAGACAAUAACAAACGCAACCAACACUUACGAGUAUAUUUUGGAUCUUCUAAGGAACACAACUGACCAAUCAUUGAGGAAUGUUCUUGUUGCAUGUGAGAAUGCUUUUGGUAUAGUGAAGUCGUCGUUCGGGGCUGCCUUGCAAUCUUUUAACAGGAAAGAUUAUGAUGAUAUGUUCAAGCUUGAACGGGUUGCACCGAGAGCACAAGCCAGCUGUGAAACGAGUUUCACUGCACCACCAAGUCCUCCAAAUCCUUUGGCUGAAAGGAAUAGGGAGAUGAGGAUUCUGAUUACCAUGGCUAUUGCCUCUGGAAAGGAAAUACUAAAGCGUUGA